AUGGCGGCUUCUGCCGGAUACAGCCAGGCUUCCAGGCCGGCGUCGGCAUUUCACGGCUGUGCCGCCAAGAUUGGUCCAUCCGUAUUGGAUUGCGACUCUUCCAUGCUGGCCACAGAGGCUGGUCGUGCUUUACGCGCCGGUGCCGACUACUUGCACUUGGAUGUGAUGGAUGGUAAUUUUGUUCCGGCCAUCUCUUUCGGACCGAAGGUCAUCGCCAACUUGCGCCUGCAUCAUCCGAAGGUCUUUUUUGAUUGCCACCUGAUGGUCCAGAAGCCUGAGGAGCAAGUAGAGGCUUUCGCCGAGGCCAAAGCCGUACAUCCAGAAACGGGCAAGAACUUGAUGCAGUUCAUCUUUCACAUUGAAGCCACAGAGCCCAGAGGACUGACGCAGACCGUUAUCGACCAAGUCCGGAAGAACGGAAUGCUGGUGGGACUUGCGUUAAGUCCAGCCACGCCGAUUGAGCAGUUGGAACCUUACCUGGGUCAGGUGGACGUGGUGCUUAUCCUGACUGUUGUGCCCGGGAAGGGUGGGCAGUCUUUCAUGGUAGACAUGAUGGAGAAAGUUCGAUACGUACGUUCGAGGUAUCCAGACAAGGAAAUUGAGGUGGAUGGAGGCGUCAAGGUGCACACGGUAGAUGAAGCUGCAAAAGCCGGUGCCAAUAUGAUUGUCUCGGGCACUGGAGUCUACAAGGUGGACGACAUGGCAUUAGCAAUCGCCACUAUGAAGAGAAGUGUGGAGCUCUAUGGAAACGGACAACGGGAAAUCUCCCGUCAGGCCCAGCAGUCCGUUUGGGAGCAUGCGCCGGAGGUGAUGAGGAUUCGCCAUGACUUUCUCGGCGAGCAUCAUGAGCAGCAUGGGGUGUCAGGGUCGGAUGCUUUGCUGCACGGGGCCCCGACUGCUCGACUCCAGAGCCUGCGGAGCUUCCUCUUCGGCAGUGAACUUCAGGAUCAACCGCUUCAGCUUCGUGCAACAGCUGUUCGGCCUCGGCCGCCUCCGAUCAGGGGUGCACAGGCAUCCUUCGAGUUCGUGGAUGGCUUGGAUGGCUUGGGCUUGGCGGGCCCACAUGGCCCAGCGACCUUGAACUCGGAUCCGCCGGAGUCCUUGCAGCGCAUCGCCACACUGGCAGCCAAGUGGCUCACACGUUUGGGAGCCAAUUCCCCGGACUUGUCCCGCUGGGCCACGGACGGAGACGGCGUGGGAGAUGCAACUCGCCAGGAUGCCACUGAUGCCACGUCCACGUCCCUUCUUCAAAUUGGCCUUGGCCGCAGCGGCCCCGGUGGCCACAGCUUGCACAUGGUGGCCACGCACUUCGGGUUGCAAGGUGAUUCCCACUACGAUCCUGCAGCUCACAUGAGGAACGACGAUGAGCACGAGGAUCAUGCAGCACACCACAGCGAAGAGGGCGGUCGCCACGACCCUGGCGCUCACAUGGGAUACGCUGCUGAACACCACGACCAUUCAACACAUUCCGGGGAAGCGGGCGAGAGCUACGAUCCUGCAGCUCACAUGCGGUACGAAGAUGAACACAAGGACCAUGCGGACCGUGAGGGCGAACACGAUCGCCAGGCAGACGUGGGGGAUCAACACAACCACCACGACCCUGCAGUAAAUAUGGGCUACGAUGAGGCUGACCACGAGAACCAUGCAGAACGAAAUGGUGAAGAGGGCGAGCACCACGACCAUCACGACCCCGCCGCCCACAUGGGGUACGAUGAGGGCGACCACGAGGACCACGCAGAACAUACCGGUGAAGAGGGCGAGCACCAUGACCAUUACGACCCAGCCGCGAACAUGGGGUACGAUGAGGGUGACCACGAGGACCAUACAAAACAUACCGGUGAAGAGGGCGAGCAUGAUCAUUACGACCCUGCCGCGAACAUGGGGUACGAUGAGGGUGACCACGAGGACCAUACAAAACAUACCGGUGAAGAGGGCGAGCAUGACCAUCACGACCCCGCCGCGAACAUGGGGUACGACGAAGCUGAGCACGGGGACAGUGCAGAACACACCGGCGAAGAGGGCGAGAGCUACGACCCUGCGGCACAUCUUGGGAAGGAGGGUGAGCACGAGCAGGUUGGGAAAGAAGGCGAGCCCGGAGAACACCAAGAAGGCAAGGAAGGCGAGCAUGGGGAGCACGAUGAAGGAAAGGAGGGCGAACAUGGGGAGCACAAUGAAGGAAAGGAGGGCGAGCACGAAGGCAAGGAAAGCGAGAAGACAGAGAUGCAGAAGAAAGACGAAGCUUUGAAGGACGCCAUGGUGGAUCCAGACUCGGGAAACAUCAUCGACGGCAAGUCGGGGGAGGAGAUCGAUCCCACUACUGGACAGAUCGUGGACGACGGCAGCUAUAUCGACGACAGAACAGGUUUGGCAAUAAAUCCGGUCAAAGGCCGCGUGGUUGCAGACAGGAUCCUGUGUCAGGCCAAGGGAAUGAUUGAAUUGCAACGGUUCGUGCACAGAAUCCUGAAGUGUCUGAAGCAGAAUCUGAUCUUCGGCAAUGCCGACUUGGAGGCCCAGGCAGAGGCAGCGCCUUUGUUCGCUUCAAGCAGACAGUCGACAGUGGCAAGAGGGACGCUCGGGCCUGAGGAGCAGUGGCACCAUCAAGCUGCAGAGCCGAUCUGCGCGGGAGCAUAUGGACCUCCUGAGCUGGUCUUACUGAGGGCCUCCAACGCUGCCGUUUGCGGCGUCGGGGGCGGUGCAGCCUGGGUUGGUGCUGCCUGCUGCUCAGACUUCCGGAGCAGGGGCUUCUUGGUGUUCGACUGCGUUGUGAUCUUCGUCGAGGCAUCCGUCCUUCAAUGCCCAGCACUCAUUCCCCAAGAGUCGUGCCAGAAACGAUCAGGCUCGCACAGGGCGCAAAAGUCCUUCGACCCGCAGCCAGCUUAUCUCAAGCUCAGAAGAGCCAGAGUCAGAAGCGCAUGGAACAACUCUCUGGCCUCGUGGAUCCAUCAACUGGUUCUGUUUCACUUUGACCCGUUUUGCUUGAGACACGCCAACCACUUCCAUGAAGUUGUACUGGUUAGAGGGCCAGCAGCGGCGGUUUCCUUCGACAAAGUGCUCGGCUGGUCCUCUCCAGCUGCCUCCAGCUGCCUCUGCAGCUUUGUUUUGGGCGGCAAAAGCGAGGGCCUCAGUUUGCAGACUCUCAUGGAAGCCCCCCUCUGCACAUCGCGGCAAGAGAUCUGCAGCAGCAAAGAGUCUGCAAGCGGAGCCGUUGCCAGGUGCAGCAUGCUUGGAGGCCUCAUCGGAAGCCCGAUGCUCAGAUGCUCGGCCACAAGCUUUGACCUCGUCAGUUUGGUAGUCAAGGAUCGGGUGCUAUGGCUCACGCGCAGCUUGGCUUUCGUAUCCGCUCAUGUGCAGAACGGUGAGCCCCACGGCGUUAGCACCGACAUUGAAGGGAUGUGCGAGCGGCAAAUGCUCGACAUCAGCUCCAGAGAUGAGGAUCUGCAGCAGCCUCGGCAGUCUUGUCGCGAAGACAUUGCUGAGCUGCUGGACCACUGUCGGCGUCUGGUGAAGAUGGCGGAAAACACCCGCGAGCAGGCGAUGGUCAUUGAACUCCAGGCUAAGGUUCGCGAGCUGCAGCUGGAUAGCCGAGAGCUUCGACUUCUGGUGCAGGAGACCCUACAAGUAGCAGCGCCAGGUUCAAAGAAAUCGAGAACUUCCGAGGCCAGCCAGGAGACGUCCAUGACCCCGUGCAGGGGUGACAGCCGUGACGUGACCUCUUAG
Messenger RNA from Symbiodinium sp. CCMP2592, 3717 nucleotides. Lineage: Eukaryota; Dinophyceae; Suessiales; Symbiodiniaceae. The record is from the annotation of a GenBank genome assembly.